UAUUCAAAACACGUCCUCCAUCCACCAGAUUAUGAGUAUUAUUGAAUUUGAAAUUGAUGAAGUACGUAAACUCUGUGAAAAUGUUGUGCCCAACUCAAAAAUAAUUGCCAGCACUUCCGUUGCACCUGCACCAUUCGUACGUGUUGAUAUCCACGAGAAUCAAUAUUAUCGUCAACUAACAGCGUGCCUACGUUUUCCAAUCGACUACCCGAAGGAAGCGAUUCUAAUCGAACUGAAGAGUAAAACAUUGUCGGAUAAAUUCCUGCAAGGUCUAACAAGUGUUUGUGAGAAGCAACUGAAACAGGAGUGGUUGGGUAAGCCUCAGUGUCUGAAUGUGCUCAAGUUCUUGCAACAGUAUGUCCAGGAUAAUCCGUUGUGUGUAUGCUUCGAUGAGAUACAACAGCUGCGUAAAGAUUUGGGACCGCAGGCAACUGCGGACCAGUUAAAGUUGAAGCAGAAAACAAGUUCGAUUCAUUUCACUGUUAAAGGUGGAGAUUACUACUACCGUGUAAAGGCUGUGGUGCCAGAUGAUUAUCCACAACAUUGUGUGGAAUUGCAGCAGCAGGAAACAAAUCUUCCGGCAGUUUUGUUGCGCUACUUAAAUGGCCAGUCAAAGGAAAUUGCCCGUCAGUGUGUGGAACCGCCGUUGCGUAUGCCGAAAGGAAAAACUAUAGCUGAUUUUCAACCGGUACCAUCGCUAUAUAGAGCACUGAAGUUUUGCCUUGAGGCCACCAGAGGAUUUCACGCUGAAGAAUGUCCUAUAUGCGGCCAAAUGGUGUUGCCACGUAAUCCAAACGAUUUGGAAAAGGAUGACAGCAAGGAUACCUAUGUGGAGCGUGUAUAUUGUGGCCAUUUGUUUCAUCAGGGUUGUUUGAAAUUAUAUUUGUCGGAACCACCAUUUCCCAAAGGUGGAAAGUUGUGUCCAGCAAAACGUCGGCAUUUACGCUCGGAUGCUACUUACUAUUUGGGUGGCAUGCGAGGCAACAAGAUGCCAACAAUUUUGCCAGAUGAAGGUGGUGCCUGUGGUAUACGUUUGGCCCAUGACCGUUGGGUGGUUAAUGUAAAAGUUGCCGAAAGCCGUUGGGCCCAGAAGCAGGCACGUCAACGUGAAUUGGAAGAGGUUGUGGAUUUUUUGAAGUGAUCGAC
Musca vetustissima is the source of this 1146-nucleotide messenger RNA. RefSeq lists its product as uncharacterized. The transcript has a single exon. The record is from RefSeq and is a predicted model, not a curated record. Bases 32 to 1141 code for a protein of 369 amino acids. Gene Ontology annotation, molecular function: protein binding. Lineage: Eukaryota; Metazoa; Arthropoda; Insecta; Diptera; Muscidae.